This is a messenger RNA of Caenorhabditis angaria, 9060 nucleotides long. The record is from the annotation of a GenBank genome assembly. NCBI's taxonomy places the organism in Eukaryota, Metazoa, Nematoda, Chromadorea, Rhabditida, Rhabditidae.
AUGUUGUGGACUUUGAUUCUGAAAGAUAUUCGAAUAAUGUACCGUAGUAAAGUGUAUAGUAUUUUCGAAAUCCUCAUUGUUAUGCUACUUUUCGGUGGCUUGGGAUAUCUGACGAAAUAUGUCAAAGAAAUCCAAACCGAUCUUCAACAGAAAGAAGGAGAAGAUGUCGAUAUGAACUUCAAAUUGAGAACACCAUACGGUCUUCAUGUUUGCACCGAUUUAAUCGAUAAUAAACAUUGUGAUGGUUAUGGUGUGGUUUUUGAGGAUUCUUGGAUAACUGAGGCGAAUUUGAGUAGAAUUAUCAGUGAGGGCAAUAAUCGAACAGAAUUGUUUAUAAAUGAGGAAGAUGAGAAGAGGAUGGAGAAAAAAUUGUGGGUUUGGUUUCUUUUCCGCUUCUGGAGGAUGCGGAAGGUUUCCGCUUACCACAAUCGAUUUUUUCCAGAUACAUUGGAAUCUCAUCAGAUGUUGCUAACAGUAGCAUUAUUGAUUGGAGCGUUGAGAAGAAUGAUAAAGUUCGAUUUGAUGUCACUUUAUCACUCAAACACAAUUCUUACACUGAAAUUCCGUGGACUGGUUUUUCACUUAUGGGAAUCAAGAGCAAGUUAGUUGUAGACAGAAAAGUUAUCCUAAAUUAGAGAUUUAGGGUUAUUUUUAAGAUUUUUGGAAUAAAAAUCCAAAAAAUUGUAGAAUUUUUGAUGCAUUGCUCAAGUUAAGCCUGAAAAUUCAACUUUAUUUUAAAAAUAUUUUGAAAAUUACAUUGCUCAUGUUAGUUCAGAAAAUCCUGGCUUUCAAAAAAUACUUAGAAGCAUUGCUCAUUUCAGAGCCAAAAUUUAGGGUUUUUUGCCCAAAAAAUCAUACAGCAUUGCUCAUGUUAAGCCUGAAAAUUCAAAAAAAAUUCUGAGAAUAACAUUGCUCAUGUUAGUUCAGAAAAUCCUGGAUUUCAAAAAAAUAUUUACAAGAAAGCAUUGCUCAUUUUAGAGCCGAAAAUUAGGGUUUUUUGCCCAAAAAAAUCUUACAACAUUGCUCAUGUUAAGCCUAAAAAUUCAAAAAAUUUCUGAAAAUAACAUUGCUCAUGUUAGUUCAGGAGCCAAAAAUUAGGAUUUUUGGCCAAACAAUGAUUAUUUUCAUAUCUUACGACAUUGCUCAUGUUAAAUCCAGAAAUUCAAAAACUUUUUGAAAAUAACAUUGCUCAUGUUAGUUCAGGAGCCAAAAUUUAGGGUUUUUUGGCCAAAAAAUCUCUCAGCAUUGCUCAUUUUAGCCCCAAAAUUUAGGGUUUUUUGGCCGAAAAAUGAUUCUUCUCGAAUUUUACAACAUUGCUCAUGUUAAGUCUAAAAAUUCCUGAAAAUAACAUUGCUCAUCUUAGUUCAGGAGCCAAAAAUUAGGUUUUUUAUGCCCAAAAAAUCUUACAGCAUUGCUCAUGUUAAACUUCUCAACAUUGUUUUUUUCCCAAAAAAUUUUAAAAAUUUGAAUUUCAGCCUGCACCAAGAGGCAAAAAUGGCGGGCUCAAUCAAAAUGACAUCACCAUCUUCAUUCUCAAACGAAUCCGACUCCACCCGCAUCUACAAACUCACCCAUGAACUUCACAAAACCCGAAUCGGAGAAUCCGUUCUCCAAUGUGUUCAGGUUUUCAUCAUCCUCGUUGUCAUUAAUAUCACAAGAACUAUUGUUCAGGAAAAAGCCACGUUUAGGGUGAAUUUAGCGGAACUUCAUAAUUUGGAUGAAGCUCAAAUUCUCUAAUUUCAGACCUAUUUGGUUUCAAUGGGCUUGCCAAUUCACACUUAUUAUUUGGCUCAUUUUUUGUUCAAUUUGGUCAAGUGUUUAGUGAUUUUUACGCCUGGAUUAGUUUGUUAUGCGAUUGCUUGUAGAGUGAGUUUUAUCAAUAGCAAACUACAGUCUAGUCUAUCUUAUUUUUUCCAGAGCAAAUACACGGCCUUCUACCUCUGCUUCACAAUUCUCCUCUUCCUUCUCCCUACAAUCUCCUUCGCAUUUAUGGUUGCAAGUUGGUUCAAAACCCAAAAAUCGGCCAUCAUUUUUUGCCUGGUUUUUUGGUGUUUUCUGAUUUUUGCACCAUCUCAUAUGUUUGAUGAUUUUGAUAAGCUGAAUUCUUACGCCUAUGUUUUGCCAACAACUUUGAUUUUUACUUUUAAUAUGUUUUAUAUUGGAAGAACUUUGGAGGUUAUGGAACAAUUGGGUAAGGAUUUCAUGGGUCCCGAAAGCUUGCUGCCACGUGGUUAACCACGUCAUAGUAGUCCCCGUGGCCGCUUACGCGGAAGCUUGCGGUCUACAAAACAUAGGCUUCUAGACGCGGCCGCUGCGCGGAAGAUAGUGCCGCUUACGCGGAAGCUUGCGGUCGCUCCGCUCGAAGCCCCAACCGUUUCCAGAUCCCGAAAGCUUCCGCGAAUGCUGCCACGUGGUUCACCACGUCAUAGUAGUCUCCGUGACCGCUUACGCGGAAGCUUGCGGUCGCUCCGCUCGAAGCCCCAACCGUUUCCAGAUCCCGAAAGCUUCCGCGAAUGCUGCCACGUGGUUAACCACGUCAUAGUAGUCUCCGUGGCCGCUUACGCGGAAGCUUGCGGUCUACAAAACAUAGGCUUCUAGACGCGGCCGCUAACGCGGAAGAUAGUGCCGCUUACGCGGAAGCUUGCGGUCUACACUCGCUUCGCUCGAAGCCCCAACCGUUUCCAGAUCAAUUCUCACCCUGGUCAGCUUCUGACCGUGCUCUUCCACUCUACGCUUUCUGGAUUCUCCUGAUUUUCAACACUAUUAUCAUGUUCGCUUUGGCAAUUAUGACUGAUAGAUUUGUUGGAAGUUGGACCCCCUGGGGAUGGUGGAAAAAGGUUGGCACCCUUCCAAUUCCCUCUGUAAUUCUCAGUUUUUAUAGCGCCGCACACUUGCUCGUCGUCUUGCGGAAGAGGAAUUGACAAAUUCACCAGCCGCAGAUUCGCACGUGUUAGUUGAACAAGACACAAGUGUUCGUCGAAAACUCGAAUCAGAUAUUGAUAUUUGUGAUGUUGUGAAAAUCUAUGAAGAGACUGGUGAAAUGGCUGUAAAAGGAUUGAAAAUGAGAGCAAUUCGUGGACAAGUUGCUGUAUUAUUAGGGCAUAAUGGAUGUGGAAAGAGUACGACAUUUUCAAUGAUUUCUGGAAUGAUUAAACCGACUCAGGGUGGGUUUUUUUUGUGAUUUUUGGCUGAAGAUAUUAUGAAAAAUGUGGCAGCGCUCGUAAAUAGAAAAAUAGCGCCGAUGAAAAAAAUAAUUCAAAGCGCUGCGUGAGAGCGUUGCGGUUUUGAUGACAAAUCAAAAGAACGAAAACGCAAGUGUUUUUAGUUUGAUCAAGAAAUAUUGAGUCGUUAUGAGAGAUUUAGACAGAUGGAAGAGUAGAUCAAAAAUUUUCAAUUCCAUGAAAAUUCAAAAUAUUUUGGUUUUUCAACCGCAACGCUCUCACGCAGCGCUUUCAACGCUCUAGAAACAUUUUUUCAUCGGCGCUAAUUUUCUAUUUACGAUAAAAUUGGAACGAAAAUGUUUUAAAUAAUUUUUUUCCAAUAUUUUCUGGCCCAAAGUUUGAGUUUGUGAUUUCAACUUUGUAAUCUCAAGCCUGUGAUGAAUAAUUUUUUCAGAAAUUCAAAAUUUUAUUACCAGAAACCUCCUUGAAUUUUCCAGGUACAAUCCAAGUUGCUGGUCUCGAUGUUGUUUCGAAUUUGACCGAAGCUCGUCAGAAAAUUGGAUUAUGUCCACAAUAUAAUCCAUUGAUUGAUAAGCUAACUGUUUGGGAACAUUUGAAAAUUGUUCAUAAAUUGAAAAAGGCUCAAAGUGAUUUUGAAACUGAAGCGAUUGAAUUAUUGGAAGCUAUUGAAUUGUUGGAUGCGAAGAAUAAGGUUGGAAUUUAUUUUUUUUUCUGAUUUUUUGGGUAGCAAAAUUACGAAUCAUUUUUUUCUAGCUAUCCAAAAAUCUGUCUGGUGGAAUGAAGCGAAAAUUGUGUAUGUUAAUGGGUUUGAUUGGUGAAAGUAGUGUAGUUCUUUUGGAUGAACCAACAGCUGGAAUGGAUUCAACAGCUCGUGUUGAUGUACAAACAAUGCUUCGAAAAUGUAAACAUAAUCGAACAAUACUUUUAACAACUCAUAAUAUGGAUGAAGCUGAUAAAUUAGCUGAUUGGGUAUAUGUUAUGUCUGAUGGUAAAAUACAAGCAUCUGGAAGUUCACAAUUUUUGAAAUCGAAAUUUGGUGGAGGAUGGUUGGUUACUGUAGUUGUUGAGGAACCGGAGAAGUAUAAGAAUGUGCUGUUGGAAUUGUGCCAGAAAUUUGAAGCGGCGUCGAAAAUUGUGAGCUUGAAAUUUAAAAAUCCUAUUUCAAAAAUCCAAAUUCCAGAAAGAUGUUCGUGGACAAAUGAUCGAAUUUUCGAUUCCAUCCGAAGACAAAUCAAAAGUAAUCCAACUUCUUCAAUGCUUUGAAAAUAUCUCCGAGAAAAAGUUUGAUUCCGAAAUUCCCAAAGGUUUUUCCUCAAAAGUUCGUCGCAUUAAAAUAUCGUCAAUCGGAGUGUCGUUGAAUUCACUUGAACAAGUCUUCAUAAAUGUGAUUGAACAAUGUGAAAAGAAUGCGAAAAAGGAGAGAAAUGAAGAUGAGAAGCGAGAAACUUUGCGAAGAGUUAUUGAAACUAAAACAGAGGAUAAGAUAAAGUUUGGGAUACUCAGUCAAUUUAUUGGGCUAUCGAUGAAAAGGUUGAUCUAUUUGCGGAGAAAUUGGAUCACAAAUGUGUUGAAUUUGGUGAUUCCGAUUGCAUUGAUGUGUUGGUUGCUGAGUGGAAGUUCUGAGGAACAAUUUGGAGAGCGACAUUCUGUGCGAUUGGAUGUUAAUAGUAUUCCAAGAGAAUCUAUUGUGAUUGUUUAUACUGAUUCUAUUGAGGGUUCGAAAUGGAUUACAAACUUCUUCGCGAAGAAUUCUGGAUUAAUAAUUCGAGAAAUUAGUACAAAUCGAAAAUUGAUGGAUAUUUUGAGAGAGGAACAGUUUUUCCGAAGAAUUUCGGUUGUUGUACACGCUGUUAACAAUGGAAAAGAUGUUGAGGAGAUCUAUGUUCAUGAGGAAUUGAGUUUGGCUGAAGCGAUUGGCUCAUAUUUGAAUGUGAAUUUGAACAAAGAACCAGCUGGACAGUUGGAAUAUCAUUUUCAUUGGUUUUUGUAUGGUGACCUGGUGGUGAGGGUUUUUUUCUCACCCAAAUUUCAGCAAAAAGAAUAUUUCAGGGAGCUCUUAGUCUCAGUACACUUUGGUAUUUGAUUCUUUUUGCCGUUUUGGUUACUUACAACAGUUCACAAUGUGGAUUUUUACACGUGGAAGAGCGGGUUUCGAAAUUCAAGCGACAACAAUUUCUGACAGAAAUGUCACCAUUUAUCUACUGGUUUUCCAUGUAUUUUUGGGAAUUUGUCAUUUUCGCUGUGCAAACUUCGGUGCUUCUUUCACUUUUUGCGAUUUAUGGACAUAUUUGGGGUUGGACUAUUGUUAGGUGAGUUUUUUUGGGGCACAAUAUAGAAAAACUGAAUUUUUGUCUAACAUGAGCAACUUUUUUUGAACUCUGAAAUUCAAAAAAAAACCUGGAAAAAUACGUUUCAAAAUUUUCACUUUUUUUUUUGUUUUUUACAAUUUUUUUGCUGGAUUAUUCACUAGAUUAUGAACAUUAGGAAUAUUUGGCUGAAAUCUAGAUUUUUCAAAAAUAACAUGAGCAAUCUCAGAAAUCUGAAGAUUUGCUUUAAAAAUCUGGAAUUAAUAUGAGCAAUACUUUGAAAGUUCUGAAAUUUCAAAGUAUUUUUGACUAAAAAUCAUGAUUUUCAGCCCAAAAAAUCCCAUUUUUUCAAUCGUGAUUUUAUAAUCUGAAAUUCAAACCCUUGGAAAAAUACGUUUCAAAAUUUGCACAUAUUUUUUAUUUUUUACAAUUUUUUGCUGGAUUCAUGUUAUUUAUUAGACCAUUAGCAUGAGCAAUAUUUGGCUGAAAUCUAGAUUUUUCGAAGCUAACAUGAGCAAUUAUUAAAAUUCUCAGAAAUCUGAAGGUUUGCUUUCAAAAAAAAUUAAAAAUUGGGAUUUUUCACAUAAAAUCAUGAUUUUCAGCCCAAUUUAAACCAAAAUUUCAAAAAAUUCCAGACUUUUGCUCGUUUGUUUGCUCGCCUGGACUGCAAUUGCUCCAAUAAUCUUCAUUUUCUCAUUCGUCGUCGAUUCAACCACAAAAAUCACAAUUUUCGUCCUGGUUUUCAUUUUUCUUCUACCAGCUAUGAAGUUUAUUCUGGAUUUGUUGUUGAAUAUCAGUGUCAAGGUCAGGUUUUUCCAUUCUUCGUAAUUAAUCUGAGCAAUUUUUUUGCAGUGGCUACCAAAAUGUCGUUAUCUUUUCCCGUUCCAACCAUUUGUCACACUGCUGUUUUGGAUUUUUUAUUUGGGAGAUCCGAAAAAUUUGCCGCAUGUUGCGAUUAUCACAAAAUUUUUGUUGUUUACUGGCAAAAUGGAUUCUGAUGUUCUAAGUGAGUUUGAGGAUCUGAAUUUCAAAUUUUUCCCGAAAAAUUCAUUUUUUUUUCAGAAUCUGAUUGUAUUAACCUUGCACUAUCUUCUGUGAUUUUCAAUUCGCUGCUCUUUAUUUUCUCGUCAAGACUCAUUCGACAAUUGGCCAAUGAUGUUUUACAUUUUGGUCAUAAAUCUAGACCGCCUUGUGAAUUGGUUGGUUUUUUCUAUUCAAAAAAACUACCAAAAUUCCCCCAAAACUCAAAUUUCUUUAGACAAUGGAACCUUGUCCGGUUGUUCAACAGGAGAAAGAGGAUAUUCAAAACAAAAUAGUCAACCCGGAUAAUUCUACAGUAAUCAUGGCAAAUUUGGUCAAAAGAUUUGGAAGUUAUCAAGCGGUGAAUGGCUUGUUUUUGGGUGUUCGAAAUGGUGAAUGUUUUGGAUUAUUGGGUGUGAAUGGAGCUGGAAAAACGACUACGAUUGAGAUUUUGACGAGGGAAAAGCUAGCGUGUUCUGGAGAGGCGAUGAUUGAUGGGAGGAAUGUGCGGAAUUCUGUGGUGAGCAAAUUUUCGCUACAGUAUCUCCGAGCUGGACAUGUUUAUAUAUACAAAAAAUCAGAAUUCUAAAGCUCUAGAUCAGGCCUGUACCGGAAAUUUUCCGGAUUUUCCGGUUUUUUCAAGGAAAAAUCAAUUUUCCGGAAAAUGUGCUCGGAAAAUCCGGAAAAUGAUCGUUAGUAAUAAUAUUUUAAAAAUUACUUAAAUUUUGGGAAAUUUUCUCAGUUUAUGAUAGAAAAAAUGAAAAUUUUGGAAUUUUUUUUUCAAUAUUUCAAAUUAAAUUACCUGUGAAUAGAAGAAUUGUGGAUAGAAAUUUUAGAGCCAACUUAAGGCUGAACAUCGAAAUUUCAGGCUUUGAAAAAUUUUCCGGAUUUUCCGGUUCAAAAAAUCCGGAAAUUUUCCGACUACUCUAGAUUUUUCUAUCCCAAAAAACCCAAAUAUUUGAUCUACAAAAUCCUGAAUUUGAAAUCUACAGUAAUUUUGCGCAAAACGGGCAUUGCUCAUGUUUUGAGCUUUGAGAAAAUCGGAUCUCGCCUGAAAAUCCCCAUUUUUAUUUCAGAAACUUGGAUUCUGCCCGCAAUUCGACGCUGUUCUCCCCGAUUUAACUGGCCGUGAAGUUCUCGAGAUUUUGGCUCACCUUCAGAAUUACAAACAUCCAUCAUCGAUGGUUGAAGAUCUUAUAGAUUGUGUUGGAAUGCGAGGAAACACGGGAAAACGCAUGAAGUUUUGUAGCGGUGGACAAAAACGAAAGAUUUCGAUGGCUUGUGCGAUUUUGUCACGUGGAAAAUUGUGUAUUUUGGAUGAACCGACAGCUGGAGUUGAUCCGAAAGCUAGGAGAGAUUUAUGGGAUAUUGUUGGAGGGAUUAGAGAUGGAAAUUGUGGAGGGGGAGGAAUUAGUGGAAGUGCUGAAACUACUGGAACUGCCACUGGAACUACAGCUACAUCUGGAACUAGAUCUAAAACUAGGACCAAAUCAGUUAGUAAAGAAGGAUCUGAACAAUACUCUAGUUUCUUGCUAACAUCCCACUCAAUGGAAGAAUGUGAAGCAUUGUGUACUAGAAUUGGAAUAUUACGAAAAGGUGAUAUGAUUGCAUUGGGAAGUUGUCAAGAACUCAAAUCAACCUAUGGAAAUACAUUCACUCUUACAAUUUGUUUGAAGUUAUCCGAAGUUUCGCAAAAUGAGAAGAAGAAGGAGAUUGUGAGAGAAGUGAAGGAGAAAUUUGCGGCGAAUUUGUUGACUGAUGAAAAUGAUGAGGUGGCGACGGAUUUGGUUUUUGAGGUGGGGGUUUUUUUUGGAAAUGGGGAAUUGAAAUUUGUUCUGAAUUUUAAAAUGAAAAAUUCAAAAAUUUAAAAAUUGUCGGAAAUACCAAACUGGAAUUUCUUCCAGAAGAUCUAGGCAAUCUCAGUUUCCGGAACAAAUAUUUCAAUAAGAUUUGGAUUUUUUAUCAAAAUAAUUUUUUUUUGGUCAAAACAUAUUUAUAGCAGCUCUUAGGCAGAGAUAAUCAUGAUAUUGUCGAAGUUAAAAAAAAUGUGGCAGCCGUAAAAAAUAAAAAUCAGUGCAGAGCUGAAUGAAUGAAAACAACUGGACUUCGUCAGUCGCGUGCGGCUGUGCGUCGCGGUCGAAAAUCAAAGGAAACAUCGAAUUAUUGAUUGUUUCCCGACCGCGACGCACAGCCGCACGCGACUGACGAAAUAACGAGUUUGUCAACUCUGCACUGGUUUUUAUUUUUCACGGCUGCCACAUUUUUUUAACUUCGACAAUAAGAAUUCAAAAAAAAAAGUUCCAAAAAGAAAAUUGGCCUUCCAAGUAUCAAUUCCAACCAGCCCAUCUCUGGGAACCCUCAAAAAAUCUCCUAAUUUCCAGAUUCCUCGCUCAAAAUCUGAUAAAUGGUCCACAAAAAUGGCAGAAGUCAAAGAAUUGGCUGAUGAAAUGGAAAUAAAAGAUUAUUACUUGGUUCAAUCAUCACUCGAAGAUGUUUUUAUUAAAAUGAACUCGCAAAGUAUUGAAAAAAGGGAUCCAGAGAAUAUUGUAUGA